Messenger RNA from Dentiscutata heterogama, 132 nucleotides. The record is from the annotation of a GenBank genome assembly. Lineage: Eukaryota; Fungi; Glomeromycota; Glomeromycetes; Diversisporales; Gigasporaceae.
UAUAUUUCAUGCAACUACGUUUCUGCUGUUUCACUUGGUCCUGUUAUAAAUUCUUCUGGUGCUGAUGGUAACUCUGAUAAUUAUUUAGAGUCUGGUGCUAUUAUCUCUGAUACAUAUUUUGUAUUUGAUUCU